Messenger RNA from Saccostrea echinata, 634 nucleotides. RefSeq lists its product as uncharacterized. The record is from RefSeq and is a predicted model, not a curated record. Lineage: Eukaryota; Metazoa; Mollusca; Bivalvia; Ostreida; Ostreidae. Bases 17 to 424 code for a protein of 135 amino acids. The transcript is spliced from 2 exons. Gene Ontology annotation, molecular function: protein binding.
GAACAUAGAAGUCUUAAUGUGGACGCUUUUCUGCUCAGCAACAUUGAUGGAAGGAAAAACAAGAUUGUCACCCCGUCCCAGUCUAGAAGACUUCCGGAAAGACUAUGCUAGUGUUGCCCACACCUGUCAGGAGGUGGGGUUUAUUAAGGGAAAAUACAAUAUGGGUGACCCUGUUGCUUUUAAUGUGAAACUAAAGAAACAUUUCCAGAACGUGGUUAAAGGAUCCAAACUAAUCUAUGAAUCGGUUGAAAAAAAUAUGGGCGAAGGAUACGAUUCCAGAACAGGAAUUUUCACAGCUCCACGAUCCGGAAAGUACGUGUUUGACUGGGCAGUGAUGUCAUUUCCAAAUAAAGUGUCCAAAACCGCAUUAAUGGUUAACGGUGUCCAAAAAGACUUGAACUACUGCCACGAUGUAAAAGCAUGACCCCACUGCAGCAAAAUGACUAUAGUGAGCAUUGCUGCUGGAGAUCUUGUCUGGGUAGCAGUUGCCUCCGAGAAAGCUGAUGGCUACACAACAUUCUCUGGAUUUAAGUUAUAAAAAUGUUUCCAUGUUUCAACUAAACCAUAUACAUGUAUAGUCAGGAAGAAAAUUUCUCAUAAAAAUGUAUAAAGGUCAAUCUUGCCCACAUAAAAU